This is a messenger RNA of Morone saxatilis (striped sea-bass), 9357 nucleotides long. RefSeq lists its product as uncharacterized. The record is from RefSeq and is a predicted model, not a curated record. The transcript has 14 exons. Gene Ontology annotation, biological process: homophilic cell-cell adhesion. Gene Ontology annotation, cellular component: desmosome; plasma membrane. The coding region runs from base 46 to 7740 and encodes 2564 amino acids. Gene Ontology annotation, molecular function: calcium ion binding. NCBI's taxonomy places the organism in Eukaryota, Metazoa, Chordata, Actinopteri, Moronidae.
UUGGGGACAGGACAGGCUGGUAUAUGCUGCAGCUCCCCUGUGAUCAUGUUGCGGCUCUCCCUUGCAGAAGUGGGCCUGCUGCUUCUGUUAGCGCUGGCCUUGUUUCAGAUACUCAGUGCUGAGGCAAGGCAGAAGAGGCUAAAGACCCUGAGAAGGAAGAAGAGAGAGUGGAUCCUUCCACCUGCCAAGAUUGAAGAGAAUGUUGACUACACCAAGAGGGAAUUCAUUGCCAAGAUUCGCUCUGAUAAAGACCAAUACGCAAAGGUAGAGUAUUUCCUCACUGGACCAGGAGCUGACAAGCCACCCUUCAACCUGUUUAUGGUGGACCAUAACACUGGGUUCGUACGCAUCACUGAUUUAGUGGACCGGGAAACAUAUCCAUCUUUCAAUAUAACAGGGGUCGCCAAAUACUUGAAUGGGACCACAGCUGAGUACGACAUCCCACUCUCUGUCAUGAUCGUGGACCAGAAUGACAACCCUCCUUAUUUUGAGCUGCAUACUGGCAACAUCUCAGAGGCAAGCAAAGAAGGAACCUUUGUCAUGCAGAUUGUGGGGAAAGAUGAUGACAAACCUGGCACAGAAAAUUCAGAGAUCUCCUACAGCAUCAUCAGUCAAGAGCCAGCAGGCACAGGUCACAUGUUCACUUUAGACCAAAAGACAGGCAAACUGUACGUCAAGGAGGCCACCCUGGACAGAGAGACUCAUGACUUCUACAAACUGGUUAUACAGGGGGUUGAUCUGGGAGGGGCAGCAAAUGGGCUAUCGGGGACAGGAACUGUGGAGAUCAAGGUCUUGGACAUAAAUGACAACAUCCCCACUCUGGAAAAGGCUGAGUACACUGGCUCAGUGGAUGAAAAUGUUCACAAUGUAGUUGUGAUGAGGAUCAAAGCUCUGGACAAAGACCUCAUACACACAGACAACUGGCACACUGUCUUUACAAUCGCCAAAGGAAAUGAGGAUAAUCUCUUCUCGAUUAAGACGGACAAAGAAACCAAUGAGGGCAUCCUGAUGCUGAUUAAGCCUGUGGAUUUUGAAGAAGUUCAGAAUCUUGAGCUUAGCCUGCUCAUUGAGAAUGUAGCUCCUUUUGUGGAGGGUGGUCCUAUACUCAUGGAUGUAGAUGUUCAGGUUGGAGAGGGUAAUCCUGUGGCUACUGGAGCUGCUGCAGGUGCUGGAGCUGGAGCUGGAGCCGGAGCUGGUGCGGGUGCGGGUGCGGGUGCGGGUGCAGGUGCGGGCGUAGACGUAGACGUGGAUGUAGGCUUGGAUACAGGAGUGGAUUUAGGUGUAGAUGUGGGGUUGGAUGCCGGACUUAAGCCCGAGGCAGGGCUCGGCCCUGGCCCUGGAGUUGGGGUUGGCCUUAAACCAGGUGUCAAACCAGGACCAGGGACAAAGCCAAAGCCAGGAGCACCGAAGAAAAGCUAUCCCAUUAAGAUAGCAGUGAACAAUAUGCCUGAGGGUCCAGCAUUUAUUCCUGACAUCAAGCAUGUUCCUGUAUCCGAGGAUCCAAAUGAACAACCUGAGGAUGGUGUGAUCACAGUGUUUGCUGCCAUCAAUCCAGACACAGGGAAACAAGCGGAAAAUGUCAGUUAUGCAAAAGCCUAUGAUCCAGAUAACUGGUUUACCAUCGAUGAAGAUACAGCUGAGAUUAAACUCAACAAGAAACCAGACAGAGAGUCAACAUUCUUGGUGAACGGCACCUACAUUGCCAAGAUUAUGGCCAUAACCAAAGACGUGCCAUCAAAGACAGCCACAGGAACAAUAGCCAUCCAAGUGGCUGACUCCAACGACCACUGUCCCACCUUGACCAGCACUCACAGCAGCCUGUGCUCUGAUGGAAAAACUGUCUAUGUUACUGGCUUUGAUCAGGAUGUUAACCCCAAUGCUGCACCAUUCACAUUCAAAAUCAUACCUGAUGGAACGCGAGGCAGCUGGGACGUAGAACCCAUCAAUGACACGAGUGCCGCUCUUCACUCACGUGAGACGCUGUGGCCUGGCUUGUACAAACUGCAGGUGGAGGUGUUGGAUGCCCAGGGUCUGUCCUGCCCAGUCAAAGAGGUUUUUACUGUGGAUGUUUGUACCUGUGUGGAAACAGAGGACUGCGGCUCGAGGGCAGCCAAACUAGUAACUACUUCAGCGGAGCUCUCUGCCCCAGCCAUUGGACUGCUGCUAAUGGCAAUGUGCUUGAUGCUGUUCAUCCCUCUUUUCCUGCUCUCCUGCCAGUGUGGAGGAGCAGACACAAUCUUUCCUGACCAAUUUAGCGAUCUGCCAUUUGAUUUCAAAGAACACCUCAUAUCUUACCACACUGAAGGCAAAGGCGAGGAUAAGGAAGUGCCACUCCACAGCAUCCCUAUCAUGUUGGGUACCCAAAAGAAAGCUGAGAUGUCAUCAGUACCAAUCUUCAACACCCUUCCUUUAAAUAUCUCAGAAACUCAUCAGAUGACUACAGUCUACAAUGAAUCCGUGCAGAAGUUUCAGGAAACCAGCCAAAGUUUCAUGGCGGUCGAUAAUGCCUACAGGUCUUCAAGGGAAUCAUUCAAACGUGGUAGAGGUACCGCAAGAUUCGGCAAGCAAACACUUGGCAUGCAAACCAGGACAGCUUUGUAUGAAGAUAUAGCCCUACCUGAUGCUUUUCUCAAUGAAUACUACUCACAGAAAGCAGAGUGUGCAGCACCAGUAAAGGACGGUCUGUUGGAGUAUGAUUUUGAGGGCCAGGGCUCUCCUACUGGCUCAGUGGGCUGCUGCAGCCUCCUGGAGACUGACAACAACCUGCAGUUCCUCAAUGAACUCGGGCCAAAGUUCAAGACUCUGGCUGAGAUCUGUUCCCCUCCUACACCAACACCCAAAGUAGCAGGUGCUGUCAAAACCACAGUUGAUAUUGUUAAACCGGUUGUUAAGCCCAAAAUAGAGCGAAGUGAGACAAAACAUACUGAUGUUAAGACAGAGAAAGUCAUGUCAUCUACUGACAUCUCAAAAUCAUCCAUCAGCACUGUAAGCACUGCCUUGCCGUCCAUGACACUUCCUCGCUCCAAGGUUACUAACAUCAGUCAUUCCUCUGACAUCAUUCAGUCUGCUACUCUGCCCCAUCAAACUCAGACAUUGGUACUACAGCAGCAGCCAGUUUACUAUACUACCAGACCUGUACUACAGCCCAUGCACUAUGUAGUUCAACCACAGCUACAGAACACAGUUCUUCUGUCAGGUGGGACCCAUGGAGCCAAUUUUCCAGGCCUCUAUGUAGUCAGGGGGCCCCAGAAUCCUUCUUCUGGACUCGUAAUCAGUGGACCCCAGAAUCCUUCUUCUGGACUCGUAAUAAGUGGACCCACAGGCUCUUCUUCUGGGCUAGUUAUCCAGAACACUGAGAGCUCCAAAAGCCCUGCCAGCCCCACCAGUCCAGUCAGCCCCAACCUGUUGCUACCUGUGAGCCCAGGUGUGUCUCAGGGCUCAGUCCCUGCAGAUGGCUGGAAAAUCAUAGGGCCAAAUCCUGAUGGUAAUUAUAUGUUAGUUACGGAUAAGAGUAGUCCAGGAGAGGCAGAGGGGGUGGAUCCAGGCUCACCUCAGGGCACUUUGCCCAGAGGUGCUAUCCUGGUAAAAGAGGCUGCUCCCCCUCAGGGGGUGUUAGGCCCAGCAGCCCAGGGGAGUGUGUAUGCUGUUCUGCCAGGACACACUUUUGCUAAAAAGGGGGAUGUUGUUGCCGUAAAUAGAAAUUUGGGGCAACCACGGGUUGGGCAACCUGGGCAGAUGGGGUUAGGGCCGGUCACUGUUUUGGGAGUUGGUGUUGGGCAGCCACGAAUGGGAAUGGGACAUGUGGUGGCAGUGAAGCCAGAUCUAAGACAGGCUGGAAUUUGGCCAGCUGGAAUAAGUCCAGUUGGUAUUAGGCAGGUCAGUGUAAACCAGUUCCAAGGAAUUACUCCAUUGGAACAAACUGUGAAUGCCAGUGGUAUUCCAAAAGCAUGGAGAAUUGAUUCACCAAAGGAAGACAAGACCAUCAAUGUCAAUACCUUCGUUACUGCUGAAACCACUAAAACUCAUCAGCCUCCAAAGCAGGAGGUUAUGAUGAAAAAUUGGUUUAUGGAUGUCAGUGAUUCAGCUCAGAACAUACAUGAUGAUACAGUUGAAGAAAAGCAAUCAGAAGUUGUAAUCACCUACACAUCAGAGCAACAUGUAACAUUAAAUGAUGAGGAUCCAAGUGAGGUAGUCCAAAGUGCAUUUGAAGACAAUGAGGGUAUCCAAGAGUAUCAAACACAAAAAUCUGAAAAAUAUACAAUUGUAAAUUUUGAGGAAGGCAUUGUGAAAUCAUUACCAGUGUCAGAUAUACUGCAGAGAUCAUUUGAGCAAUCUGACACAGUGGCAGAGAAACCAGGAGAUACAAUGGACAAAAUAGUGCUAGAUCAGUUGACAGAAUCCGAUGAGCCACAAGAGAAUGCAGAGGAAAAAGCUAAGGCUCCACAAUCAGAACAGCAGCAAAACCAUGUUCCCUCUGAAGGUUUUUCCGAGGCAGUUACAUCUUUGGUCACUAAAAUGUCGUCCACUGAAGAUUUCCUACAUGGAUCAGAUGUCACUGAUUUAGUUAAUACAGACAAAGAGAAUGAACAGACAUUAGCAUUUUCUCAAGGAGAGGAAGCCCCUUCUGGUUCAGACUACAUCAGCAGUGUAGACAAUCAAAUACAUGACAACACAGGAGAAAUUGUUGGCAUACAGGAAGCAACACAAUUGAAAGACAAAGAAGUGCAAGAAGAAGAGAAACCUGUCAGUGCAGUUGAAGGUCCAGAGGACAGAAGUUCUGAGGUUGGGUCAGAAUCUCUAUCAAAUGAAGUCGCAGAGGAUCAAAGUGGAAGGGAGUUCGAUGAAGCUGUCAGUCUAGCAAAAAAAGUUGCUUCAGACUCAGAAACAAAUCAGUUUAUUGCCACUUCUGAUAGUAUCCAGACAGCAGAUAAUUUAAAGGAAAUGACUACUCUCAUCAGUAAUGCGCAUGAAGAGGUUAAGGCUGAGCAGGAGCAACUGUUAGAUUCUAAAGUGGGACUCAAUACUGUGGGUGAUAAAUUGUCAGCAACUUCUGCAAAUGAGCUUUUAACAGAUACUGUGAAUGAGUCUAAAGAGAGGUCAUUUCCUGAUCAAGAAACAAUGCCAGAAUUACAGGUGAAUCAUAGUGAAGGGGAUAUGAUAGACAAAUCCAAUGCAAAGACAGAUAUUGCUGAUGCUGAAGCAAAAACAACAUUGGAGACUGUGAGCACUGUUUUAACCAACCAAGACGAGAGAGAUCUGGAUGAUCCAAAUUUGAGACCAGCGUUAGAAGAAAUUAUACUAGCACAAGUAGAGAGCUCUAAUGUGCCAACCAUUUUAACAGUAGAGCAACAUCUACAUACAGCAAAAGACUCUGUUCACAAAGAAGAUGAUGAUAAUCGACAAAAUAUAACAGCAGGCUCAGAAGUAGUCAAUGAUCAAGUCGAAUCAGAUGGAGACAGUAUAAGCAAUAGAGAGACAGAGGAGAUAAUUGUGGAGGAAGGAGUGUCACAGAGCUUUGGCACCUCUGAUGACCAAGAUGAAGACUCUAAAAGACAAGAUGCAUUUAGCACAAGUUCUCAAAUGGAGGAUAAGUUCAUAUCAGAUGACAGCAAUACUGAUGAAGAGAAGGAUGAGGCUCCUGUGGAGGAAAUGGUGUCACUGGUACAGCAGGAUAUGCAAGAGAGUGCAAAGGAAUAUGCAUUACACAUGAGUUCUCAAGUGGAUGGGACCUUAAUCUCAGAUAACGAGGAGGAGAAUGUAGAGGCAGUGGCAUUAUCCGUACAGCAAAAUGUUCGCAUCACAGAUGAGCAAGAUGAAAAGAUUGAAAGAGAAGCUGCAUCAGGUAGAAGUUCUCCACUGGAGGAUCAACUCAUCUCAGAAGACAACAUAAGAGAUGGGGCAAAAAAGGAGGAUACUGUGGAGGAAGAGGUGUCACCUGUACAGCAAGAUAUAGACUUCUCAGAUGACCAAGACAAAGAGAGUGGAAAAGAAGAUACAUUAUGUGCCAGUCCUGAAAUUGAUGGUACCUUAAUCUCAGAUAACGAGGAGGAGAUUGAAGAAGUAGUGGAAUUAUCCACACAGCAAAAUAUUAGCAUCGCAGACGACCAAGAUGAAGAGAUUGAAAGAGAAGCUGCAUCAGGAAGAAGUCUUCUACUGGAUGAUCAGCUCAUUUCAGAAGACAACAUAAGAGAUGGAGCGAAAGAGGAGUAUAUUGUCGAGGAAGAGGUGUCACCUGUACAGCAAGAUAUAGGCUUCUCAGAUGGCCAAGAUGAAGAGAGUGCAAAAGAAGAUACAUCACACACAAGCCCUCAAGUUGAUGGGACCUUAAUCUCAGUUAACGAGGAGGAGAAUGUGGAGGUAGUGGAAUUAUCCUCACAGCAAAAUGUUCGCAUCACAGAUGACCAAGAUGCAGAGAUUGAAAGAGAAGCUGCAUCAGGAAGAGGUCCUCCAUUGGAAGAUCAGCUUAUUUUACAGGACAACAUAAGAGAUGGAGUGAAAGAGGAGCAUAUUGUGGAGGAAGAGAUAUUAACUGUUCAGCAAACGACUAGCAUUUCUAGUGAAGAUGAAGACAGUGAAAAAGAAGAUGCAUCCAAUAUAGUUUCUCACAUGGAGGAUAAGCUCAUCUCAGAUGACAGUGUAAGUGAUGGAGAGAAAGAGGCGUUGUCUAAGCAGCAAAAAAGUAGCAUUUCAGAUGACCAAGAUGAAGAAAACGAAAGAGAAGAUGCACUAGGAACAAGUCCUCAGUCACGGGAAUAUCUCAUGUGCUCCAAUAACAUACAUGAUGGAGAAAAGGAAGAUAUAGUAAUGUCACCUUUACAGCUAAAUAUAAGAGUCCCAGAUGACCAAGAUGUUGAAAGAGCAAAAGAAGACACAUCAGGCAGAAUUUCUCACAUAGAGGAAGAAGGCAUCAAGUCUUACAGGAUGUUACAAAAGGACUCUCAGUCUUUAGAGACUGAAUGUUUGGAGAUGAAUCAGGUGGCAGCAAUGUCAAAGGUGACUGAAAUUCAAGAAAUGCCUUAUGAAGUUACUACACAUGAAGUAAGGCAAGGGAUAGAAUCUUCUCGGAUAGGUGACAUAACUCUGGAUAUUAAUGGGGGACAAGAUACUGUUGGUCAAGAGUUAGUGAGGGGUGCUAACAUAGUGGGUUUGGACGAUGUGGUCACAUCUUCAGAGGAACUGAUAUCAUCCAGGGUGGCCACAGGACAGGUUUCUAUGUCAAGUCAAGACAAAGGGGCCAGUGGUAGCAUAUUGGAAUCUGGACAAGUAGCUGAGGGUGAAACAACUCAGUCUGAUUACCAGAGCACAGAAGUACUUACUUUGGAAAAAGGCAAAGCAGAAGCCACUUCUGACCUAGAGAUUAUGGAGGGAAUAGAUUAUGCAUCUGGUCAGGUAUCACCAACUUGUUAUUCAGAAAUUAAAAUGGUGGAAAAUACCACUGUUUUGGAAACAGACCCAGCCUCAGCAGAGACAGGAGCUGCAAAUUUUCUUGCAAGAAGUGAGGUAGCUGAGGAGGCUGGUUACCUGGUUCAGAAUGAGAGCGUGCAUAUGACUGGAGAAGCAGCAGGGAUAGGCCCAGACACUGUGGGGAAAGCUGGUUUUAUAGAGGUUGAGGCAAGUGGUAGUCAAGUGAGUCCUGCAGAGCUUCAGACAGUUAUCAGCCAAACUGCUCGGAACAAAGCCAGAAAGGUUAAAAAGGACAAGAGUCUAAAAAGCCCUUCUGGAAAAUGUAAGCAACAGUGAUUGUUCUCCGUUUGAAGCUGGGUUAUAUAGCUAUACAGUUUCCCUAUACAAUGUGGAAGUGGUAGCCUAUGCACCUGUUGAAUUGGCAACUUUCUGCACCAGUUUCAAAAGACACAUACCUAGCUGGGAGCGUUUCCACCUAUAGAUCAGUUCGCUUGAGCAUACGUGAACACAGCAAUCACACUUGGAUGCGAGACAUAACAAGCAGGCGAGAUCAUCAAAAUCUGUUCAGGAAACAAUCUUAACAACAACAAUCCUGUAUGAGCCAUGUACAUAUUUAUGCAAAUAAUUUGGUUACCAUGACAACACGUAUGCAUGUAAUAAUGCUAAAUCAGUCAUUUCUUCAUGAGGUCUUUGUGUCAUAAUAUACACUUUAAAAGCAUUAAAGUGUCACUUACUGGAAUUUCCCCACGUGGGUUCUGAUGAUGCAGGAUGACUUUCCAAUCAACAAGUUAACUGUCAGUCUGUAUAACUUUAUAUAUACUCCUCGUGGUUCAUUUGUAAAAAGUCAGUGUGAACACAAAGCGAAACAGAAUUAAAAUGCAACAUUGUAUAAUAUUUUACCCUUGGUCUGGACCAAAUUAACCCAACCACAGGUGUGAAAGCACUUUGAGACUCCCUCAAAAAAUGCAGCCAGGCUGUUUUAGCCAGCAGUUGUUUUACACUCGGAAUGCUUCUGUGUUGAGACUGUGGGAAACACAGACAGAAAGUGAUGUGUGAAGGGCAACACACACCAGCAAUGUUUGACACCUGCAAAAUGCUCACACACUAUGUAUGCCAUGUAAGCCCAGACACCAGUGGUGUCUCAACAUUUUGAUCUAGACAGACUGAACUGAAUCAGCAAGCAAUGACAUAAGUCUGUGCAUCAGGAUACUGUACUGUUGUAAUCUCCUUCUUGUUUUGUAGGGUGGGGGGACAAUUACCAACUCUGCCACCCUAGUUGACAGCAGCCAUCACUUUAAUGUCAAACCUGCCCCAGCAGGUCUGUUAUUACUUUAUUCCACAGAAUACCAAAUAUACAAGAGUGGCUGAAGACCAAGCACUGCUGCUUAGAAACUGUUUCUCUGUCUCUUUUAGAAUGGAGACACCAACAGCAGAAUGUCAUUUGAUCUGGUCAGAGUCUUUGUUAGUGAGGAUGGGCAUAUUUUUACAUUAAAGCAAAUCUUCAUAACUUUUUCUGAAUAGGAAAAUUGGAGAACAUAAAUUUGAGAUAAAUCCUCAGUUACAGAGAAAUGUCUGUUUUUGGUCAAGUCAAAAUGAUUGUAUAAUGCCUAUUUUAUAGCUUUGAUUGCAAACAUAACUGAUGUAAAGCUGGUUGCAGUCCUGUCCUUUGAAUUUUGGUGGUGGGUCAACCCAAUGUCUUACCUUUCAUUUGAUCAUAUAAUAACAUGUGUUAGAUGCAUCUGUUCUUAUUUGCUUUUAGCUGAAACGUAAAUCAUUACUAGACAGAACACGUUUAAUAGGUUGAAAGAGAAGCCGCAGGAACUAUGCUGGAUUUAUAAACCUACUUGUCUGAACCUGUAUGAGGGUGUAUGUGUUAAAGCAGUAGUUUGGUGAUUUUAUCUUUUCAUCUUCUCCUUUUUUUAUGAUUGCAAUAAAAAUGUCACAAAUGCUGAA